Molecule: messenger RNA, 1515 nt
Organism: Arabis nemorensis
Lineage: Eukaryota; Viridiplantae; Streptophyta; Magnoliopsida; Brassicales; Brassicaceae
Source: the annotation of a GenBank genome assembly
AUGAAUCGAAACGUCGAUAACCCUCAGUUGAGCAUUGAUGGUAGCUCGGGCUCUCAAUCCCCGAAUCCUGUUGGCAACGAAGACGGCGGCGAUAAUGGCCGGAGAACCGUCGUAACGCCGCCUUGCCGGAGCUUACGCCCACCCAUUUCGCCGUAUUCCAAAAUCUCAACGAUCCAACAACAACUCGCGUCGCAGAAUUUCAGCCUCGGACCAUGCGUCCCGAUGAGGCCGGUGUCUCAGCUAUCGUCCCUCUUCUCCUCCAUGCCGCCGCUGAGGCCGUUGAGCCCUUCGACGCAGUUGCUCCGAGAUAGUACUCUCUCAUCACGGUCGUUGCUUCCGAUUCGGAGGUCUUCUCUUAACUCAGUGAGAGUCUCCGACAAAAGUACUACUCCUCUGCCACCACCGAGAACGGCUCGUAAACAGUGCACCACCAAUGAUGAUGUUCCUUUUAGGUCUGGUGCGUUUUUCGCUCCGAGUCCUACGGGAUGGAGCUAUCCGAAGCCGACCGAGAGCCCCGUGGUUGGCGAAAAGAUCCAAGAGGAAAAAAUGAACCUGUUCCUCUCAGCUGCGUGUGAUAUGAAUAUGGAUAUGGGAAAGAGUGAGGCUUUGAAAGGUAAUGAGAAUGUUGGAUAUGAAAUGGAGAAAACCAGCAGCGAGGGAAGAAGUGUGAAUGAGAUUGGAUCGGGUGCGAAGAGAAGAGCAGGCAAAGAUAUUGCUACUUCAAAGAGUCACUACAAGAGUCUUUCACUGGAUACUUUUUCCAUUGGGAAGUUUGGUACCCGUGUGGAAUCAUCUAACCCACCUCUCUCUCCGGGUUUGUUCUCCCCUACCGAUUCAGGUACCGGUGUGGAAUCAUCCACGCCACCUCUCUCUCCAGGUUUGUUCUCCCCUACCAACUCGGGUACACGUGUGGAAUCAUCCAAGCCACCUCUCUCUGCGGGUUUGUUCUCCCCUACCAACUCGGGUACCGGUGCAGAAUCAUCCAAGCAACCUCUCUCUCCGGGUUUGUUCUCCCCUACCCAUUCAGGCAUGGUUACUCCAUCUGAAAUGGAACAGAUUGAGGGGAAUGAAAAACCCGCGGGGUUGGCUAAAUCUUCUCUCAAGACGAGUAACAAAAGGAAGCAGGCAAACCGAGAGUCAGCUGCCCGUUCAAAGGAGAGGAAGGCGCAGUACGUGGCUGAUUUGGAAGACAAAUUACGGACUGUUGAGUUCGAGAAUGGUAGAAUAAGAAAUAAGUACAAUCAAUCGCAGAGAAAUCAGAUGGUGACAGAUAACCAGCUCAGAGAAAUGACGAUUCGUUAUGAAGCAAUGGAGGAAAAGGCGCGUAUUCUUGCAGCCUUGACUGAUCAAUUGACUGCACGGGUGAAUGAGUUAACGAAUGAGCUGAACCUAUACCGCAGAGAAGCUCAGAGAUCAAACAUGCAGCAGUCACUGAGCACAAAUAUGUUUCAGCAGCUCAAUAUCAACCAGAUGCAUCAGCCGGAGAGAAACCCCGAUUUCGAUGGAAAGAUCUAA